Messenger RNA from Aegilops tauschii subsp. strangulata, 1572 nucleotides. RefSeq lists its product as uncharacterized. Lineage: Eukaryota; Viridiplantae; Streptophyta; Magnoliopsida; Poales; Poaceae. The record is from RefSeq and is a predicted model, not a curated record.
CUCCUCCGGCUCGUCGCCACCUCCGCUCCGGCAGUUACCGGUUCGCUGCUGUGCCUGCGCGCGUGCCACCCUCGCCGCCGGGUUGCCAUUAUGAGUUGAGUUGGAGCCCGAUCUCCCCGUCCCCGUUGCGUUAGCCCCACCACCUUCUCACUCAUAACUCCCUCCCCUCCCCUCCACUCCCCUCCCCCUCCCUCGCUCCUGGCGCGGCACCCGCAGGCCGCAGCGCAGAUCUCCUUCCCCGAGGAGGAGGAGGAGAUGGUGAGCGCGUCAAGCCUGCUGCUGCCGUCCUCCAUGCGCGACUUCGCCUCCUGCAUCGGCGACGGCGCCGUCCGCGUCGCCUGCGCCAGCCCCUCCUCCACCCUCACCUCCGGCGGCGGCUCCGGCUCCGGCUCCGGCGCCGCCUCCACCCUCGCCGUCACGGCGUCCUACCGCGCCACGCCGCUCAACUCUAACGCCUCCUCUCCGCCGCUGCUGUUUCGCCUGACCUGGGCCCACUCCCCGGUGGGCCCCACACUGUCGUUUGCUCCGUCCGCCGCCGCGCCUUCCGUUCUCCUUCGCAGGCGCAGGGGCACCCGCUCCUUCACUCUGGCGGAUGGCGGCGGCGAUGCGGAUGAUGCGGAGGCGGGCUCGGAGCCCCCCAUGCUCGCCCUCUUCUGGGACCUCACGGCGGCGCGGUACGACCCCGGGGCGUCGCCGGAGCCGCUCUACGGCUACUUCGUCGUCGCCGUGGCCGGCGCAGAGGUCGUGCUCGCGGUGGGCGACCUGGCCGCGGAGUUCGUCAAGACCAAGUUCGAGGGCCAGAUCUCCAAGGCGCGGUGCCUGGCGGUGUCGCGCAGGGAGCGCGUCGUGGUCGCCGACCCGGCGGCAAUGCACACCGCAAGGGUGCGCUUCUCGGAAGGCGGGCCGGAGCACGAGGUGAGCGUCGGGUGCGCCACGAGCUCCGGGGGAGGGGAGGAGCUGUGGGUCAGCGUCGACGGGAAGCGGGCGGUGCAGGCGCAGCGGCUGCGGUGGAACUUCAGGGGCAACCAGACGGUGUUCGUGGACGGCGCGCCGGUGGACGUUAUGUGGGACCUCCACGGGUGGUGGUUCCGGGACACGCCGGGCUGCGCGGUGGUGAUGCUCCGGGCGAGGAGCGCACUGGAGAGCCGGCUGUGGCUGGAGGAGGAGGGGGCAGCGCCGGGGUUCUCGCUCGUCGUGCAGGCCUUCAAGGCCCCGCCAUGAUCUCCAUGACCAUGAGGUUUCCGCUUGCUCCUCACUCUGGCUACCUGCCCAUUUGGGAAAAGGUAGUUGAUUGAAUUUAGCAAAACCAAGACGAAUGCGAUGUUUGGUUGGUGUUAAUUUACAGCUCUAGACAUAUAUAGCUUGUUUUUAGAGGGACAAUAAGCUUGGGAUGAAAGUGAAACAUAAUUCAUGGAUCAUUUUAGGUGGUAAUACUCAGAGAGAGAUUUACUGCGAGUGUGCAGUGCAGGAUCAUCCCCUUUGUUUGUUUUCCCUCUUUAUCCCAACCAUUUUUAGUGGUGUGUGCUCGUACAGUUGACAAAUAAUUAUACAACAUUUCAGAAUCUUGAUUCU